Messenger RNA from Blepharisma stoltei, 2736 nucleotides. The record is from the annotation of a GenBank genome assembly. NCBI's taxonomy places the organism in Eukaryota, Ciliophora, Heterotrichea, Heterotrichida, Blepharismidae.
AUGGAGCAUAAAAAUUCUAGUUCUAGCUUGAGUGAUAUCAGCGACCCAUCUCCAAAAGAUAACCCAAAAGCUGAGUCCCCAUCAGAUUUUACACAAGCCUCAGCAAAAAAUGAACAAAUUAUUACCUCAACCCCUUCUUUAGAGUCAUCAUCCAAACCCACAUCUCAUGAAACAAAUGAGCAAAAGCUUGAAUUUAUUAAAACCGAACUUAAUAAAAGAAAUUACUCUUCAGAUGUAUUUCAAAAUUAUAUGCAGUCUCAAAAAAGUUCAGAUUUAUCACAAUGGACUAUGAGUGAGCUAGAUGAGUUGAUGCAAGAAUUCAAAGUAAACUACCUUAUCUUGCUUGAAACUUAUUUAGCCUCCAUCAAAAAUUUUUCAAGCUCAGAUGACUCAGGAUCUAGCAUAAAUAAAAUGGCAUUCGGCUCGAGCGAAAUUAGCUCCGCUAAUUUUCCCUCCCUCAUGGAAUUUCACUUAUGGGGUUAGGUACUUCUGAGAACUUCUGUACAGCAACAGCGGUUUAACUCUGGCGGAUAAGCCCAGGCACUGCUCCAAGUACAUCAAGAGGCUCGAGUUUUACCUCUCAGCACACCCGAGGAAGGUGACCCUUAGGCGGAACACGCGCAGGGGCUGAGUCAAGGAACAAGUGAGGCAACCCAACCCGUCGAAGUCGGAACGUUGUAUUUGUUGCGUACCCUGGCGAAAUUAGUGGAUCGAUGCAGAGGUCCAUGGGCCCGACGCAUGGAUAAAUAUGGUGGUAGCUCUGGACAAGGCUACCCCGUAGUGGACCUUAAACGAUAUAAAUAACUAAGACUAAGACUCAGGAUCUAGCUCUGAUGAAAAAGAAAACCUUUCUAUUGAAAUCGGAGGAUUGGAAUCUGGAAAGUAUGAAGAACUCCCAACAGCUCCCAUGGUGAGGGAAUCAAUCAGGAGAAUCGGAGAUGUGCCAAAGGAUACUCCGAGUGACGUUCAAAUAAAAAAUGAAAAACCUGUCAUAAAUCUUGAAAUCAAAGAUGAGAUUUUAGAAGAAAAUCGGCCAAGCUUUAUAGAGCCCAUUUUUAAUGUGCCCAAAGAAGAAUCUGAAGAGGAUGAUAUUAAGCACAAUCGCAGUGCAACACUUCCUAAUAAGUCAAAGCAGCUUGAAGAGGAAUUUCAAAAAAGGCUAAACCGAGCACAAAGCCCAAAAAGCUCUCCAGAGUCAUCAGAUGAAGAAAAAAAUCCUAUACAAAUCCAUGUAGAAACUACACCGAAAAAAGAGCCACAAAAAGAGCAAGUCCCAGCACUUUAUACAGAUGUUUAUAAAGUUGAGUCAAUAUGGCUUGCUGAUAACGAGCUUUCUAUGAAAACCUGCGAAGUGAUCAUAUCAGAGUAAGAUCUAUUUAGCCCUGAAAAAAAUAACAAUGUUAUCACUUAUACAGUUUCAACAAUACCUCUAGGAUGGGUCGUAAAAAGGCAUCUUAAUGACUUUUUGUUGUUAAGGAAUAUAUUAAUAACGGUUUAUCCUGCAGUUUAUGUCCCUCCACCUCUCCCUAAAAAACUGCUGGGAAAAAACUCAGAUGAUACUGUUUUGAAGCACCAGCGGUUUUUGCAACGGUUUAUGCAUUCAACUAUAUCUCAUCCUCUCCUAAAGCGAUCACCUUUUCUUAUGGAAUUUCUUAAAGAAGAUGAUGAUGAAGAAUUUGAGAGCUUCAAAAGGCAAGCAUUAAAGGCGAAGAAGCCAGAAGAAGUUAAUUUCAUGGCUACUCCUGAUGGCCUUGCAUAUUGUGAUGGAUCUGACUCUCACGAAUAUGUGAAAAAUCUAACUCUCCUCCUUUAAGAGCAAGCAAAAACUAUUGCGAAUUAUUCUUAAUUGGGAAAAAUGAGCCAAAAAAUUUUUAAUAUAAUAAGAUAUAAAAAAUAAUUGUUUAACGAGAUUCUAUUAAAUUUAAGAAAGCUUGUAUUCCUUAAAAUGAUCUUUAAAUUUAAAUUAGCAUUUCGAAAUCAGAAAAAAUUUUUUCUAAACGAAGCAAAAAUCUCGCUAUUAAAGGAGGAAUAAGCGAAUACUUAAAUUCAGCUCAAAAUAUCCAAAAAAGCAUAAAAAGGCAGUCCAACAAAGUCGAAGAGCAGUUAAAAGCCACAUCAGCAGUAAUUAUGAGACUUGCAGAAUCAGUAAAAGACUUAGAAAGGCUUCAAGAUAUGCUGCCAAAUAACCAAAUGAGUUCUAAUACCUUUAGAGAAUUUCACCAAGUUUUAGGCUCCUGAGCUAGAAGUGAUUUAGAGCGGAUAAAAACUGUAAAGGAGUACAUGAGCACAUUUUUUAAAUAUGCCUAUAAUGAAGUCACACCUCUAAAGGAUUUAAUUAAAGAAAGGGAAAAUUGGUUUCAAAAUUACAUUAAAGCUGAAAAGAAAUUAGUUGCUAGGAAAGAUAAACUUUGGGCACAAGGCGAUGUGAAUAAAUGGGAAAUCGAAGUAAAAGACCUAAGCAUUGACAUAUCAGCGUUACAAGAAAAUAAAGAGUUAGCUUUUCAGAAAAUGCUCACUCAAGAAACCAAACGCGUAGAAAAAAUCAAGGAUAUGUAUGCAUUCUAUAAUUAUAAAUUGCAAGAGGAAACGCUAUGAUUUUUACCGUAUUCCUCAAUGAGGACAGUUAAGCAGCUGGCUGAGUAUGCGAAAAAGGAAACUUCGACAGCUUGGAGAUUAAAGCAGGCUUGGGAAUCGUUUGCAGAGAAACUAGUACAGUUAGAAGGAGGUACUAAAUAA